AACGCAUUCGAAGAUCCAACGCUGGGGAGUACGACAGUGGUCCAAGGAAAUUUUCUGGCUGAAAGUCAUAGUGAGUGUUUGAGAAACAUGGCUGGCAUGCCCCCAGUAGACAUAUCCAAGCUCCAAUUGGUGCAGGAGCUGGAGAUUGAGAUGAUGUCAGACAUGUACAAUAGGAUGACUGCUGCAUGUCACAAAAAGUGCAUCCCUCCAAAAUACAAGGAUGCAGAAUUAGGAAAAGGUGAAUCUGUCUGUCUGGAUCGUUGUAUUGCCAAGUAUCUGGACAUUCAUGAACGUAUUGGGAAAAAACUGACACAGUUGUCAGUGCAGGAUGAAGAUUUGAUGAAAAGGAUGCAAACUGAGCAGCAGCAGCAGCCAAGAACUUAACUUUUGAAUGAUAAUAUUGUCAUGUAGUUGUACUGAUGAUGUAGUUAAUAAAACUUCCAGCUUGGAAGUGACAGCAUUUGAUAUUCCUUAA
Messenger RNA from Cryptotermes secundus, 475 nucleotides. RefSeq names its product mitochondrial import inner membrane translocase subunit Tim10 (gene Tim10). Gene Ontology annotation, cellular component: mitochondrial inner membrane. The record is from RefSeq and is a predicted model, not a curated record. Lineage: Eukaryota; Metazoa; Arthropoda; Insecta; Blattodea; Kalotermitidae. The transcript has a single exon. Gene Ontology annotation, biological process: protein insertion into mitochondrial inner membrane. The coding region runs from base 88 to 384 and encodes 98 amino acids.